AUGAGCUCUCGGACACUUUCUUUGGCUGUGGAGGAGCAGCUUCGUAGCCUCUGUCUGAAGGACUUUCCAUGUGGGCAUGGCUGUUGGGUGAGUCCACAAGCCAUUUAUGUAUGAAGCUUUUUUGGCAACACAUCAGAUCAGGUUGGUGGAAAAGAGGGCAGACAAACUUGUGUGAUUUACUCAAAGAUCCCAAAGUCUCAAUGUAAUGUAAUGGAUGGUGCCAGAGCCAUAUAUAUACACAGUACAUGGCUCUUGAUGGUGCCAUCCAGUGAGCAAGCUCACCUCUUGAUGGUGUCCUACUCUUUUCAUGUACAAAGUAUUGGAUAUGAAUGAGAUGGUCCAAAAUACCAUUGAUAAAUAGAAAUGGAAUGCUUUUUACCUCAUAACGGCAUGUUCCUGUGCUGUUGUGUUUAGAGCAAAUCCAGAGGGAAUAUCUUUGAGGAACAGAGUUGGGGCUACAUCGAGCAGGACGAGGGGAGAGAAGGUGCAGCCAAGGAAGAGCAGGAGGCCCUUAUGGAGCACUUGACCAGUCCACUGUCCCCAUGGCGACAUGAGGAGUCAUGGAGCCCCCAAGCCCUGACCCUGACAGAGCUGUCCGUGCGAACACCUGAACUUCUCCAUGGCAACUUCAUAUUCAGCCACUUCAACACCCUACGUAUUGUGGACAAGGGUGUGAGUAUAUUAGCUGUCUGAUACCCAAUGCUCACAAGCCUUAAUGCAUUUGUUGAGCAAUCCUUUGGCUCCAGUUUAUAUUACCAGCCUUUAUAUUCCUGUCCUACUGAAAUAAACAAUUCAUCCAACAUUUUAUUUUGUACAGUAAUCAGCAAUUAUAGUAAGACGUGCCAUCACUUUGAGCAGGACAGGAGCAAGGUUGAUUGCAUAUGAAAACCAUGUGUGAUGAAAGCAUUAUUUGAUAAGUCCCAGCAGUGUAGUCUCGCAUUUUCAGGAAAAGACCAGCUAUAUUGAGGAAGACCCUCCCCCAUAUUUUGAAUGUGAAUUCAUACUGUCAGUGAAUGGGUCUGUUUGUGUGCAUCAGGUCUCCAUCGUCGAUGAUGGCUUGCUCAGGUUCUCCAGUCUAAGAGAGUUAGUGCUGAGUGCCAACAAAAUGUCUGAACUGCAAGCAGAAUACCUGCCCUGCACUUUACAAGUGAGUCACACAACACAGGGAGAGGAGGGGCUGUGGCACAUCAACCCAUGUCUCAUUGAAUCCCACCACAGGGGCACUCAGAUAGAGCGCCAUUCGUCUGCACUGAACUGUAGUAGGAGGAGUGAUUAUGUGGAGUUAGGGUUGAGCCGGAGUGUGGACAUGAAGCUAGGGUGGGUUAGGGUUGAGCUGGGGUGUGGACAUGAAGCAAGGAUGAGUUAAGGUUAGGGUUAAGGUUGAGCCGGAGUGUGGACAUUAAGCUAGGGUGGGUUAGGGUUGAGCUGGGGUGUGGACAUGAAGCUAGGGUGGGUUAGGGUUGAGCUGGGGUGUGGACAUGAAGCAAGGAUGAGUUAAGGUUAGGGUUAAGGUUGAGCCGGAGUGUGGACAUGAAGCUAGGGUUGGGGCUUGAGUUAGGGUUAGGGUUAGGGUUGAGCCGGGGUGUGGACAUGAAGUUAGGGUAAGGAGUAGGGUUAGGGUCAGGGUUAGGGUUAUAGCUAGGGUUAGGGUUCAACUGCGGUGUGGACAUGAAGCUAGGGUUAUGGAUUGAUCAAAUUGAUUAGAAAAUUCACAGAUAUUGGUGUGAUGUAUCACUAAAAACAUUAAAACAAGUAGGCCUUAUUACUUUUUAUAUUAUUUAUGACAUUGUUAGGGUCACUUUUUCAAUCUUUUAGCUCAGAAGACAGCAAGCAGUAAGUUUAAAAUCAUUGGGAUGUUUGAACACUGAUGCAUAUAGUGAUAGUCUUUGAUAUCACUGCACAGUCCUUCAAAUAAAUGCAUUAUAUGCGUUUGUUUGAAAGGUGUUGGAGCUCUACGCCAACCAGGUUUCCAGCCUUAAAGGUCUAUGCAGCCAGCCUCUACCCUGCCUUCAGCACCUGGGUCUGGGCUGCAACAGGCAGGGUUCCCCCGCAGACAUCCAGUACCUCACUGGAACUCUAUGGUAAGUGCUCACACACAGGGCAAGUGACAAGCAGUACAAUUUCAAUACUCAUCUGCACUUGCUCACAAUCACCAACAGAUGACAACAGACUCUAGCAAUAAUAGGAAGGGACCAUUGGAAGGGACAUAAUUCAUUACAUUCCUUAGCAGUCAUUUGAAUAAUAAUAAUAACUUCAUUUGUAUAGUGCUUUUCAGUUCAAGUAACAAAGUUAUGCACAUCAUAAAAUAAUAAAAUAAAAGUACUAACAAAAUUAACCUUUGUGGGUGAAACAGAAGAUCUAAAAAAUACAUGUCUUAUUAGGGGCACAACAUAUCAUAGUUACUCAAAUACUAUUUUCAUAUAAAAUAUGAACAACUAGCUAUAAUGUAUAUUUAUUUCGUUGCUAUACCAUCUAUUCCCCAUAUGAGAAAAAUACUUUUUGUCUAACUUUUUUACCAUGGCUGUUCAGGUUGUUUGUGUGGUCAAUCAAACAUCAUUAUAACUGAUGAAAGGGCAGAUCCCAUACAUACAGAGGCAGUUCAACAGCUUCCUCUCACCAGUUGUCAGCUCAGCCCUUGCAUUCUGUCUCCCUCUUCAGGCCACGGCUGGUAUCUCUGGACCUGAGCUGGUCUGGCUUCCAGGGACAGCAGGCCCUAGUGGAUGCCCUGGCCACCCUGCCUUGCCUGAGGACCUUGGUGCUGGAGGGCAACCCCCUUACCUUCACCCCGUCCUACCCAGGCUUCAUCCUGGAUAGCCUACCGCGGCUGCUCUACCUGGGCGCCACACGGGUCACACCGGAUGAUCACCAUCGCUUUGGAGGCCUGGCCAAGAUGAGAGGUGAAGUUAUCAAUCACCACACUAUCACCAUUGUCUUACAUUAUAUAGUGUGACGACUACAUCUGCACUGAUCGGUUGUGUAGGAGUGACUCCACCUGACAUAAGAAUGCACUAAUCACACAAGAUAGUUGAUCUGAUUGUACAUCAUAUUCUCCAGGCAUGAAUCAGCACCCAAUACCUGUUCAAUGAUGUGGACACAUACUGUAUUUUCCUAUUGAAGGAGCCUGCCUUACAGUGAUUCUUGACAGAAUAUUCUGUUCAUUGAACCAGUUCUUCUCUUCCUGUUUAGCUCAGGCAUUUCCCAGCAGUUGCUUGUGUUCUCAUCACUGUGUUAUGUCUGUGCAUUUCAUUAUCAAUGAGAGCCAAGUUACCCAAGUACCCUAGCCAUAGAAUAGGGGUCAUCAACUAGAUUUAGCCGAUCACAUACAGUGCCUUCAGAAAGUAUUCAUACCCCUUGACUUAUUCCACAUUUUGUUGUGUUACAGCCUGAAUUCAAAAGAGAUUACAGCCUGAGAUUACACACAAUACCCCAUAAUGACAAAGUGAAAACAUGUUUUUAGACAUUUUAGAAAAUGUAUUGAAAAUUAAAUACAUAAAUAUCUAAUUUAUAUAGGUAUUCACACCCCUGAGUCAAUAUAUGUUAGUCAAUACAUGUUAGAAUCACCUUUGGCAGCAAUUACAGCUGUUAGUCUUCUUGGGUAAAUCCCGAAGAGAUUUGAACAACUGGAUUGAACAAUAUUCACACAUUAUUCUUAAAAAAAUUAUUCAAGCUCUGUCAAGUUGGUUGUUGAUCAUUGCUAGACAGCCAUUUUCAAGUCUUGCCAUAGAUUUUCAAGCCGAUUUAAGUCAAAACUGUAGCUGGGACACUCAGGAACAUUCAAUAUCAUCUUGAUAAGCAACUCCAGUGUAUAUUUGGCCUUGUGAUUUAGGUUAUUGUCCUGCUGAAAUGUGUAUUUGUCUCCCAGUGUCUGUUGGAAAGCAGACUGAACAAGGUUUUCCUCUAGGAUUUUGCCUGUGCUUAGCUCUAUUCUGUUUUUUUUUAUCCUAAAAAACUCCCUUGUCCUUGCCGAUGACAAGCAUACCCAUAACAUGAUGCAGCCACCACCGUGCCUGAAAAUAUGAAGAGUGGUACUCAGUGAUGUGUUGUGUUGGAUUUGCCCUAGGACAUAAAGUGAAUUUCUUUGGCAAUUUUUUUGCAGUUUUACCUUUGUGCCUUAUUGCAAACAGGAUUCAUGUUUUGGAAUAUUUUUAUUCUGUACAGGCUUCCUUCUUUUCACUCUGUCAUUUUGGUUAGUAUUGUGGAGUAACUCAAAUGUUGUUAAUCCAUUCUCAGUUUUCUCAUAUCACACCCAUUAAAAUCGGUAACUGCUUUAAAGUCACCAUUGGCCUCAUGGUGAAAUCCUUGGACGGUUUCCUUCUUCUCCGGCAACUGAGUUAGGAAGGACGCCUGUAUCUUUGUACAACGUGUAAUUAAUAACUUCACCAUGCUCAAACGGUUAUUCAAUGUCUGCUUUUACAUUUUUUUACCAUCUACCAAUAGGUGCCCUUCUUUGCGAGGUAUUGCAAAACCCCCCUGGUUUUUGUUGAUGAAUCUGUGUUUGAAAUUCACUGCUUGACUGAGGGACCUUACAGAUAACUGUAUGUGUGGAGUACAGAGAUGAGGUAGUCCAUCAAAAAUCAUGUUAAACACUAUUAUUGCACACAUAGUGAGUCCAUGCAACUUAUUAUGUGACUUGUUAAGCACAUUUUUACUCUUAAACCUAUUUAGACUUGCCAUAACAAAGGGGUUGAAUACUUAUUGACUCAAGACAUUUCAGCUUUGUAAAAACAUAAUUCCACUUUGACAUUAUGGGAUAUUGUGUGUAAGCUAGUGACAUAAAAUCUCAAUUUAAUCCAUUUUAAAUUCAAGCUGUUAACACAACAAAAUGUGGAAAAAGUCAAGGGGUGUGAAUACUUUCUGAAGGCACUGUAUAUCAUUAUGCAUGUGGGAAUACUUUGGACCAAAUUGAAAUCACUUGGAGCUGAUUUGCUGGUGUUUUUUGUCCAACAAGUAAAAUAAUAGAACUUGGGGGGCCAAAUAAAAUCACCUUGGGAAAAUGUUUCAGCCUGCUUUUGAAGAGUAAGAAGAGUAAGAUAGUUAUGUUCCAUCCACAGACCGGAUAGUGGACCAGGCCAUGGCAACAGUGACAGUGCGUAGGAUCAGGGGUGUCCCGGACCCACUGCUGACUGUGGAUGAGAGUUCACCUGAGUUCCCUGUGGUCAGCUACAGCUACUUUGUCAACUAUGAGUUCCUCCGCCAACCACCCUCUGGCAACAAGGCAUGAUAUCCGAUUUUUCUCUUUAGUCAUUCAUCUUAAUUGAUUGUUAUAUGACAAUCUAGUUGUUGAUUGGUCACAGCAGGCUGGCAGUGACACUGCAUCCACAUCUGAUCCAAUGGCACCCAUAGCGGAGAAGACGGAUGGGGGCAUCGUUGGUAUCUAUCAGACACCAAAAGAGAAC
Coregonus sp. 'balchen' is the source of this 5396-nucleotide messenger RNA. The record is from the annotation of a GenBank genome assembly. Lineage: Eukaryota; Metazoa; Chordata; Actinopteri; Salmoniformes; Salmonidae.